Molecule: messenger RNA, 636 nt
Organism: Laccaria bicolor S238N-H82
Lineage: Eukaryota; Fungi; Basidiomycota; Agaricomycetes; Agaricales; Hydnangiaceae
Exons: 3
Biological process (GO): signal transduction; peptidyl-serine phosphorylation
Cellular component (GO): cytoplasm; nucleus
Molecular function (GO): protein serine/threonine kinase activity; ATP binding
Source: RefSeq, a predicted model, not a curated record
GCUCUGGUCCUUGAUCUAUUGGGCGCUGAUCUCCAGUUCAUGCGUAAAAAGUGCGGAGGUCGGUUUAGCAUCAAGACCACCUUGCUAUUAGCCACUCGACUCAUUCCGACCAUUCGGUAUAUCCAUUCCAAAGACUUUGUCCACAGAGAUAUAAAACCCGGAAACUUGCUGUUGGGAGCAAAAGACAACGAAACUAGUGUUUACAUCGUUGACUUCGGUAUUGCUAGACGGUAUAGAAAUCCUCGAAACGGUGCCCAUAUCCCAUUUCUUGACGGGAAGUCAAUUGUUGGCACUGUUCGUUACACGAGUCUCAAUACUCAUUUCGGAAUCGCACAGACACGGCGUGAUGACAUUGAAUGCCUGGCAUAUUCCCUUCUCGAUUGCUUGCGAGACCUGCCAUGGGGAAAUGUUAUAGGCGGAAGCCCGAAGCAGUUCGAGGACAGGGUCAGAGAAAAGAAACGAUCUUGGACUCCCGAAAGACUCUGUGCCGACAUUCCCAAUGCAUUCAAAGUCCUUCUUUCUCAUGCGCGACAACUCAAGUUUGAUGAGGAACCCGAUUAUGACGGUCUACAGGCGGCCUUUAUGGAUGACAUGAAGCGUCGUGGGUAUUCUCCGGAUGAACCUUUUGACUGGUCC